CUUAAGACAGAACACAAAGAUAAAAAGAGAAACCCUUGUUCCAAUAAAAUAAAAAGAAGUGACACAUCGCGUCUCUUAAAUUUUAAUAGACGACGACGGCCACUUCUUGUCCGAAUCGUACGUCAAUUCUUCUUCCAUCUCUCUCGCACCAUAACAUUUAUUCUUCAGAUCACCAGCGACCGAGCGAAAGAAACGACACUUCUUCGCCGUUUUCGUCCACAUGCAGUUUUGGGGAUAGCACGUUGUGAGUGAUUAAGCCCAACAGAUAAAGAGAAAGAUGAUGAUUAAGGUGAAGAAGGAGACGAUGAGGGCAUGCUUAAGCUGCUCUAUCUGCGACAAUAUCCUCCGUGACGCCACCACUAUCUCCGAGUGCCUCCACACAUGUCAGUUCCUCUUUUUAACCCACCAAAUGUUUCGAAAUUCGCUGACAUUGGCUUUGAUUUCUUCUCAAUUUGGAUGAUUAUAUUAUAGCUCUGUCUUCUUCGUCUCGUCCUAUAAUCGAUACAAUUGAAAAGUGGGUCAAUGAAUAGUUUUUGUUGACCAAAAAGAAUAUGCAAUUUUGACUGCUUCAAUCUCUCCUUCUUCGUCUUUCUAGUGAUAGUUGAUUCAGCAUUUUCAUGUAUAGUUUCCUUGUGGGUUUCAGCUUCUUACUUGUAUGCAAUUCAAUUUGAGUUUUUUCUUAUACCAAGUAUGAAAUUUGCUCACAUUUAUUAUAAGUCAUGUUGUUAGUUGCUAUCUACUGGAAUGGAAUAACUUUUUAGAUUACUUUCGUACGCAGUUUGUAGGAAAUGCAUCUAUGAGAAGAUCACGGAGGAUGAGAUAGAGACUUGUCCCGUAUGCAAUAUCGACCUCGGUAGCACCCCAUUGGAGAAGCUGAGGCCUGACCACAAUUUGCAAGACUUGAGGGCCAAAAUCUUUGCUCUAAAACGAAGAAAAGUGAAAGCUCCUGGAAUUGUGUCCUUACCAGGAAAGAGGAAGGAGAGAUCUAUAUCUUCUUUGGUUGUGAGCACACCUAUGGUGUCAGCACAAGCUGGAACAACGAGAAGAAGAACUAAAGCACCUACAAGAAAAGAGUUACGUAAUGGUUCUUUGGCUGAGAGAACUGUGAAGAAGGAAGAAUCUUCUGGGGAUGAGCUUCUGGAGAGCACAAGCUCACCCGACACUCUUAACAAAUUCACUCAGAAUAAAAGACAGUCAAAGAAGUCAUGUAAAGAGUCCAUCUCCAAUAAAGAAAACAAGGAUGGUGAUGAACCCUGGGAUUCCAAAAUGGAUUGGAAACCUUUGAACUUUCUGGUUGAAGUGGCAAAUGGGACAAAGCCCUUGAAGUCUUCUGCUUCUCAAGGGUCAGGUUCAAAAUCUGAGCACGCGAAUGUAUCUCGCAAUCAAUUUCAAGGGAGUAAAACCAAAACUAAGAAUAAAAAGAGAAAAUGUAAACGUGAGGAUGACAAGAGUAAUAAUGGUGAUCCUACAACAUCAGAAACUGUUACUCCUAAAAGAAUGCGUACAACUCAACGCAAAAGGUCUGCCACCACUUUAGGCGAUUCAAGGAAUUUGCCACAACCAGAUGAGUCAAGUGCAAAACAGGAGAGGAGAAAUGGUCCCGUUUGGUUCUCACUUGUGGCGUCCAAUGAUCAGGAAGGAGGAACUUCUUUACCUCAAAUUCCAGCAAAUUUUUUGAGAAUAAGGGAUGGAAAUACAACAGUUUCUUUCAUCCAAAAGUACCUCAUGAGGAAGCUAGAUCUCGAGAGUGAAAAUGAGAUAGAGAUAAAGUGUAUGGGAGAAGCGGUGAUCCCAACGCUGACGCUUUACAAUUUAGUGGAUCUAUGGCUCCAGAAAAGUUCAAACCACCAACGGUUUGCUGCAUUGGUAGGUUCUUCUGCAAAGGAUUUUACGAUGGUUCUUGUCUAUGCUCGGAAGCUACCAGAGUGCAACAUGUAAAGGACUUUAAAGACUCAUGUUGUUGCAGAAGAAGAUUCUGUGGAGACAGGGUAAUCUUUUCUUUUCGGUUUAUGGAAUCUCUCAAAGCAUUACAAGAGAGAACAUUACUAGAACUACAGGAGCAGUCGAAUGUGUUGUGAAAUUAGUAUUAAUAUUUUUUUCUAUAGACGAAAUAUACACUCAUGAGUCGCUUUUCUGUGCAAGAAAAUACAAAAUUUGUUUCCCUUUUCUUUCUUCUUCUUCUACUAUGUGUCCUCUCUGGACUUGCAUGUAACAUUGUUGUCACUUUCUAAUCAAAUGUUGUAGUUUAAGAUGUUUUAGAUUGAUUUAUAUGCAUUUAUU
Molecule: messenger RNA, 2280 nt
Organism: Arabidopsis thaliana (thale cress)
Lineage: Eukaryota; Viridiplantae; Streptophyta; Magnoliopsida; Brassicales; Brassicaceae
Gene: DRIP1
Product: DREB2A-interacting protein 1
Exons: 6
Coding region: 1015-1938 (307 amino acids)
Biological process (GO): protein autoubiquitination; protein ubiquitination
Cellular component (GO): nucleus
Molecular function (GO): ubiquitin protein ligase activity; ubiquitin-protein transferase activity
Source: RefSeq, marked reviewed